Misgurnus anguillicaudatus (oriental weatherfish) is the source of this 2275-nucleotide messenger RNA. The record is from RefSeq and is a predicted model, not a curated record. Lineage: Eukaryota; Metazoa; Chordata; Actinopteri; Cypriniformes; Cobitidae.
UUCUCACCACCGGUGUAAACAUUUCAGGCGAAAUUAAUCAAAACUACCCACAAAGAGUGAACAGAGAUGACCUGUCAAUUUUUUGAUUGUUUACGUGAGGUUUUAAUAUCAGCAAUAUGUACACAAAUCUUCUGUUGUAUUUAUUUUCACUUUUACUUUCAACAACUACUCCAAAAGGCUCCCAUUCUUUGUGGUUUCUUUCGCCUUACAUUAAAGGACAAACACCUUUUCCUAAAUUGAGUGGUGUGUUGAUGCUGGAUGACGUGAGAGUUCUGUAUUUUAAUGGUGACACAAGGACCUUCAUUUGAAGAGGAAACACAACAAAUGAAGAUGAUGUGCUAGAUCCAAAUAAUGUCCGCAUCAUAAUUGACAAUAUGCUAUCAGGUUUUAGGAGACAAGAAUCCUGGCUGACAUCAGAAAACUUAAAUACAACUGAAAGUGCUGUUGUCUUUCAAAGACUGUUUCUGUGUGAGCUGAAGGAUGAUGAACCAAUACAAACGAUUGCACGAAAUGCUCUUGGAGGCAUUACAAUAGAUGAGCUGAGAUAUAUUGACAAGCAGUUGACCUAUGAGAGUACCUUUAAUGUCACAGCUGAGAUGAAAUUUUAUUUGGACAUACAUAUGUUGCGCUAUGAACAUUUUUAUCACCCAAGUUGCAUAACAUUUCUGAAGGGUUACCUUAAAAAAAGAGGAAACCAAGUAAACAGAAAAGUGAAACCUAAAGUCAGGCUCUUCCAGACAAAUCUUUCUUCUGGGUUUUGGGUGACGUGUCUGGCAACAGGAUUUUACCCUCGACACAUCAACCUGACCCUGUUCAGAGAUGGACAGCCUGUAUCUGAUCAUGAGAUUACUGGAGGAGAUCUGCUGCCCAAUGAUGAUGGGACAUACCAGAUGAGGAAGAACCUAAAGAUCAGUGAAGAAGAACAAAGAGAGAAACACAAAUACACCUGCACCGCCACACAUCUCAGUCUGGACAACAAACUGGACAUGACUUUGGAGUUUGAUCAUGGGACACCACUAAAGCCAGUACUCUCCUCAGUGCUAUCAGUUUUGGCAUUGGUUAUUGUGACUGUAGCUGCAGUAAUUAUAUGGAGAAAGAGACAUUCAGCUUCUUCUAAAAGUGAAUAUUCUUCUGCAUCUACUUCUGAAGAGCUUGUGUACACAGCAUCAUAAAGGUUUAUGAAAUAAAGCUAUAAGUAAAGAAACGUUGCAACGAAACGAUGAUGAAAGAGUUCCAGGUCAAAAAGAAAAAAAAACACUUUAUGGAAAAAUUCUUAUCUUUGUUAACACUGUACUGUUAGUGGUGAUAUCACUGUAUUUUAUAGUUAUGGGCAGGUAUCAGGGAAUUUAAAUGAUUGUUGUGAAGUUUGAAAUGCUGGCCAGAUUUUUCUCCUAUGAACAUUUAACAGAUUUUAAAUUUGCUGCAGUUCAGAUACCAAAAUUUUUUUUAAUCGCUAUUUGUUUUGAAAUAUAGCAAUAUUGUGUACCAGUGUCAUAUUUCUUUGAUAAAUUAUUUUAAAUGUAUUGCUUGGAUGCAAAACAAGAACAUUGGAUAACAGGGGUAUUGAGAGAGAAUAAAUGCUUUAAAUAAUUUGGUAUUUUGUAUCAUAGAUGUUUUAAUUUAUUAUAAUAAAAUCUUAUUUUAGUAAUUUUAGUAACAAGUUAACUCAUCAAUUAAGAGAAAACUCUUCCCUGCCAAUAAUGAGUUUUUAGGGCAAUCCAUAGUUCCGUUAUUAUCAACCAGGUGGUGCUCUUACACCAGGCCUCGUCAGGGGCGCCGCUAGCAAUUUUGGGCCCUAUGAAAGAAUAGGAGGUCGGGCCCCCACCAUACCCAUUUCGCACAAAACAUACAAUCCAACCUACUGUAGCUAUUCAAAAUGUUUGUCUGCAAUUUAAUAAUAAGCUACAGAACUAUUUCUUUUGCUAUUGUUUUGACCACAAUUAACACUAUUUAUAGAGACUUACAAUGUCUUUUGAUUGUGCAAAAAUUAAAAUGUAAUUGAAAAAUAUAGUACAGUAAUCAAAUUAUCAGAGAAAAUGCAACAUUCUUAAACAAAGAUUAAAGAUAAUUGUGGAGACCGUCUCGUAUUCUUAAAGCUUCUUAAGGGGGUCGCACACCGGACGCGCAGCUCAGCGCCGCGUCGAGUCGCGUCUAGGACAACUCAAAGGUAUCGGUAACCGGAAGUGCACAAUAAAUAGCAUGAGCUUCGUCAGAUAGCGUCUACUUCAAAAUGCAAAAUAUACUCUUUAACAGUAUGAGCGAUUCAGGACCAAUC